UUAUGGCCGACGCCUGUCUAACGCGAGCAUACCCAGUCAACACGCGCAACUAGACAGACAGACCGUGUUUUUUUUUAUAGUUCAGUGCUAUUUGUGGGCGGAAGUGUUCCAUUCAAAAUGGCCGCGUUUUGUUUAUCUAUGAAAAACGGUAUCGUGACGCUUCUUAUAUUGAUGUGUAUAGCGGCUGUCAUCCGAGAAUCAAAUGCGCGACCACCCUGGCUGGCGCCCGGUAGCGGCGUGUUCACAGAGUCAGCGGAAUGUCAUACAGACGACGAGCUCCUAGAUCUAUGCCAGAGAUGUGCCAAGCUGACAAAGUCUAAACUAGCGUACCCAGCAUGUUGCUCCACAGAUUUACAAGCUAGAAAGUGGUGUUCAGACUAUGUAUACUUCGGAAGGGGUCAAUACGACUUUUACUUAAUUUGAAACAUACUUUAAGCUAUGUAAGGAACUAGACAUUUAAGGAAUCGAACACACUAGCGCGAUCAAGUUUGGUGUUAGAAGCAUUUGAUAUCGUAGAGAUGAAAAUGUAUCCAAUGCCUUAUAAAUGCCGCAUUAGAAUUUCUUGCGCAAGUAUGUUCCAUCCUUAAGGCUGUUAGAGUCAUCAAAGAUAUUUUUGGAACUAUUUCGAUUUGUUGUCGAAUUAUUUUUUAAUAAAUAUUUAUACUAUGUAUAGAUUAUAUAUUAAUUAAUACAAUUAUUCUUUACAAAAUAAUUUAAGUGUUGAUAGAUUAUACAUCUGAUUGAUACUCUAAAGUAAUCUACACAAACAAACACACACGCAAAAGCACACAUAAUGCAAUCAAGUGACUCCUAAAUUGUACAUUGAUUUGCCCUUGCGUCUAUUUUGUUAUAGUAUUUGUUUAUAUGUUUGUUACGCUUAACUACGUACCCGAUCAUGACAUUUAGCAUACACUUAUCCAUGGUAUGGAAAAGUACAUAGGAUACCUUACAACUUCCACCCCCUCACAGGGAUCAAAGUCACGGGCAGAAAUUAGUUUUAUAUAAACCAGAAAAAGCCGCCCUGCAUCUGAACUCUUUCCGGUUAUGUCGGAUUCUUCCCAUUCCAUGACUAUAUUGAUUAGAAAUCUUGAAAUGAAUUAAUCUUUUGGGUUUAAUGAAGUUGAGAUGAACGAAAGCCUCUUUUCAACUAUUGUAUGGCUUAUAGUUUCAGUUUUGCAUUGAUCACCCAGGAGAUACUUCAGGACACUUUCUCAUAUUUCACGUUGCGUUGCAAUAUUUAAAAUUUAAGGUUAUGUAAUUAAAUACAAUUGUUAUAUUAUAAAAAUAUUUCGCUUUAUAUAAUUAUAAUAACAUAUAUUUAUUUUAUGUAAUUGGAGCAGCGUGAUGGAAUAAGCUCCAAACCUUCUCCUUAAAAAGGGAGAGGAGGUCUUAGCCCAUUCCAUGUCCCACUGACAUCAACAGGCUGUUAUUAUUUUAUGUAAAAUUCACUUUUAAUUAGUUUUAAUAAAUAAAAAGCAUGACUGUGAUAUUGUUAGCUUAGGUUUUGUCUUAAAUAAAUGUUUUAAUAA
Nymphalis io (European peacock) is the source of this 1529-nucleotide messenger RNA. RefSeq lists its product as uncharacterized. The record is from RefSeq and is a predicted model, not a curated record. The coding region runs from base 118 to 423 and encodes 101 amino acids. Lineage: Eukaryota; Metazoa; Arthropoda; Insecta; Lepidoptera; Nymphalidae. The transcript has 3 exons.